CACGGGAUGGCCGGGGCUUGGAAGCGCCCGGUGGGGAUCAGCCCCGCUGGGUCUGGAGUGUCCCCAGAGAGAGAACCAGCGAGCUCCCUUCCCUGAGCAGCCCGUUCCACUGCGCUGGCACGCUCAGUGCAAAGAAGUUGUUCCUCAUACUGAGGUGGAACUUCGUGUUUUAGUUUAUGGCCACUGCUCCUCGUCCUGCCGCUGGAGCCACUGGAAGGAGCCUGGCACCAUCCUCUUGACACUUGCCUUUGAGAUAUUUGUAUGUACUGACGAGAUGCUCUCUCAGUCUUCUCCUCCUCAGACUAAGCAGGCCCAGCCCCCUCAGCCUCUCCUCAGGAGAGGUGCGCCAGCCCCGUCAUCACUUCUGUGGCCCUCCGCUGGACCCUCUCCAGGAGCUCCUUGCCUUUCCUGCUCUGAAGAGCCCAGAACUGGACACAGCACUGCAGAAGGAGCAGAGCAAAAAGGCGGGACGAGCUCCCUCCGCCUACUGCCGCCGCUCUUCCCAAUUCACCCCAGGAAAUGCAUCCAGGGCGCUGGACGGGGAUGUGCGCGCGGCCUGCGCAUGCGCGGGGUGCCGUGGCCGAGCUAGCCGAGCCGAGCCGGGCCGAUGCUGCAGUGCCUGCGUCCCCACGGAUGCCUAUCCCCGCUUCCCACGUGCAUUCAGUUCCAAGGACUGGCAAGGCAUUUGCUUUUGAAGUAAUACCACAUGAGUGUGCUAAGGUGGAAGUGAAUCUCUGCUUGCCUUGACAGCCAGGACAGCUCAAUCCAGGAUCUUGAGCAAAAGAAAGAAAAAAGAAUCGUUCUUUUGGCCUCAGACUUUGAGGUAACAGCUCUCUGAAGACACGCUUCUUCCAAACCUGCAUCAGAGGGGAGCGCUCGGGAAAGCAGCCUGUUCUUCUGGCCAAGGUACCUGGGCCCACAUCACUUCUCCACCCUCAGCAAAGAUACUGGAUUUGCCAAGCCUCAACUUGUCACUGCCACCUGAGCCCUGGAAGAACUCAGAGGAGAUCUCAGGGUCCCUGAUUCUGCCUGGAUCGGUGCUGAGGCAGAGCAACAGGUGAGCCUGGCAGGGCUGCCUGCAGCUUGGGACAACACACUCAUGGUCCCCAGGAGUGGCCUCCAGCCUGCAGCUGGCACCUCCUACAGAUACAAACUGCAGUGCCUCUGGACCCAGGUGAGGCAGAUCGCCAGGGAGAGGGACAAGGCAAGGCUCAGUUUGGAGAAGGCAGAGAGACACUGCCUGCAGCUGGGCAGGGAGCUGGAUGAGCAGUACCUCGCUCUUGAGCACACCCAGAGCAAGCUCAGGAAUUUUCAGGCAGAAGUAGAGGCAAAAGAGCUGCUUUUACAGCAAGCAGUGAGUCACCAGGCAAAGCUGGAGGCUGCUACACAGCUCCUCCAGGGCAAAGAGGCCAACCUGCAAGGGAGACUGAACCAUGUGAUGAAUGAGAACACACAGCUACAAAAUAAGGUCACAGAGAUGGCUGAGAAACUGUCAGCCUCUGAGGAAAUGGUGUCGGAGCUGCAAAAAGAACUCAACCACAUUGUGAAGGAUAAGCUGGAGCAGGGGGAGCCCCACAGCCCAGAGUUCCUGAAGCAGAGCGAGCGCUUUGCCGAGAUUGUCCUGGAGUAUGAGCGGCAGUGCCAGGUGCUGUACAAGCAGAACGGAGCGCUGCGAAGGGAGCUGCAGAGGCUGCGCCUCCAGCUGCAGGAGAGCAGGGCUGAGGGAGGGCUGCCAGCGGCAGAAAUGUCACUCCCAGUGGAGCAGCUCCAAGAGCAGCUGCAGGACCUGAAGGUGCAGCUGGAAACCAAGAGUGAUGAGGGCAAGGAGGAUCUCUCUCACCCAGCUGUCAAGAGGCCUCAGCUGGGCUGUGAGCCCCCUGAGCACAAGGCUGGUGACAGUGCUGGCCCUGGCAUUGCCCAGCUGCAGAGCCAGAGCCUUCUGGAGGCUGAGUGGCUACGAGGAGCAGAGAUUGCUGCCAGGCUGGAGCACCACCAGAGGCAUGCAGCAUGCUGGAUGGAGAUGGAGCUGCUCCAACAGCAGCUCCAGGCCUCACAGGAAAAGCUUCUGGAAGCCAAAGCUAGCCUGAGCCUGGCCCAGGCCCAGCACGCUCUGCAGCUGCAGCAGGCCAAGGCCCAGAUAAACAACAUGGUACCAAAGAAGCAGUUUGAGCAGCUGCAAAACACCUUGAGAGAGGAACAGUGCAAGACUCAGCAGCUCCAGGAAAGCCUCCAGCUGCAGGCUGAGCAAACAUGCAGGCAGCUGGUCAGGACCCAGGAGGAACAUGAGCAGCUGCUGCAGGCAGCUGUGGAGCAGGCAGAGGGGCUGGAACAGAGUCUGAGGAAUGCUGAAGCUGUGCUGGCAGAGAGGGCAGCUCAGCUCAGAGAUGCCCAGGCCCAACUCUCCAGGAACAAACUCUUGAUUGAAGAGCUCCGUGGAGAGAACAGGAGGUUUGCAAUGGCCCUGCAGGCUGCUGAGCUGAAGCAGAAGAGCAUGGAGGAGAAAAACCAGCUGUUGGAGGAACAAGCCUCAGCUCUGAAGCAGCUUAUUGGAAAAAUCACACCAGCAUCCCUGAGUGGGUGAUGGAACAUCUGCAGUGGCAGCCCCUGGUCCUGGCUGAGGCUGGUCAGGUCCAGAAUGGGAGAUAUGCCUGGGUUGGGAAAUCAGCCUUGUCCUCUCUGGUCUUGCCAGGAUUUUGCUGUGCAGACAAUACCAAAUGGGGAGCCUAGAGUCCUUUGAGGAAAUUGGUCUUGUGGAUAGCUGAAUUUUUCAACUGAAAGCAGCAGCCUUGGUGCCUUUCUCAGUAGCAGUGUGCUGUUAUGUCAUGUCUGUCUCAGGACAGCCAGCUCAGAGGAUUUCCUUUGGCAGUGUUUGGUGGUGGUACAGGUGCUCCCUCUCUGCAGAAGGCUGAUGUUGGAGGCACAGUUACAUCUAAAAAGCCAGGGCAGAAAGGCUUGCAGCAGCCUGUGCCUGGCUCACUCCAAGCAGGAAAGAAAGCUGAAUUGUGGCAUUAAAAAAUUUGUAAUGUUACAGCACCUCCUGCUAUUUGCAAUCUGCUCUGUAUUUGUUACCUUCCCCAACUGCUGCUGAACAUUUAUUCCCAACAGCUCCUCCUACAGCCUUGAGCCUAGGAUCCAAAACCAACCAGACCGUUGCCUCUGCCAUAAGCAGGACAGAGCAAUGCUGUAAUGCCCCAGACGUUUAUCCUGUUCCUGCAUUCUUCCCCAGCUGUUUGCUUUUUCAGCUCCAGUCUGAGAUGGGGGCUAAGCAAACCUCUAAUCUCACCUAGGGCUGAUGUUUUUGCAAGUGUUUUCCAGACACAGUGCAAGAGCUGAGGAGCUCCAUUACAAAAAGCAGACAGGGAAAGCAACUCUUCAGCCUUGUUCUGGCUCUGUGCUAACCAGAAUCCUUAAAACCCUCCACUCCCUUUCCCACUCCUACUCCAACUAGCCCAUAGACCCUACCAGACCAGUGCUCUGGGAUAAGAGAUUCUUCACAGGAACAGAGGCACAGGCUAAGCACACUGGGAGAAACCCAGGCCCAUGACCCAGACUGCAAUGAUCAUUCACACAGCACCACGAGAAACAACAUUUAUGGGUCUCUGAUGGGGACAAGGCUUCAUGUGUAAUCCUGGA
Messenger RNA from Serinus canaria (Common canary), 3633 nucleotides. RefSeq names its product ninein-like protein. Lineage: Eukaryota; Metazoa; Chordata; Aves; Passeriformes; Fringillidae. Bases 1100 to 2581 code for a protein of 493 amino acids. Gene Ontology annotation, cellular component: centrosome. The transcript has 14 exons. The record is from RefSeq and is a predicted model, not a curated record. Gene Ontology annotation, biological process: microtubule anchoring at centrosome.